This is a messenger RNA of Trichobilharzia regenti, 330 nucleotides long. NCBI's taxonomy places the organism in Eukaryota, Metazoa, Platyhelminthes, Trematoda, Strigeidida, Schistosomatidae. The record is from the annotation of a GenBank genome assembly.
AUGAUCUUUUUACAAAAGACAAAACUUCACUAUAAACAGACUUUGCAAACCUUGGCCUUUCUUUUCGUCGAAAGUAACAAUAGCCUACAAGAAAAAGUUAAUGAUUUAGAAACGAAACUUGAAGAGAUGAAAGAAAAACUUCGAAAACUCGAAGGAACUGCGCAACCACUGGAGGAGAAAUUGGAAGAAUUAGAGAGUCAAAGUACGAGAAAUGGAGAAAUAGCUGUUGGAAACGAGGACAAAAUAGAAGUUUUGGAGAGACAAGUGAAGGAAUUAAAAGACAAAAGGGUGGUGGAACUUGCGAUGGAAAAGGUUUUGGUGAAUUCUUAG